This is a messenger RNA of Penicillium taxi, 2565 nucleotides long. RefSeq lists its product as uncharacterized. Gene Ontology annotation, biological process: DNA-templated transcription; regulation of transcription by RNA polymerase II. The transcript is spliced from 5 exons. Gene Ontology annotation, molecular function: DNA-binding transcription factor activity, RNA polymerase II-specific; RNA polymerase II cis-regulatory region sequence-specific DNA binding; zinc ion binding. Gene Ontology annotation, cellular component: chromatin. The record is from RefSeq and is a predicted model, not a curated record. Bases 1 to 2565 code for a protein of 854 amino acids. Lineage: Eukaryota; Fungi; Ascomycota; Eurotiomycetes; Eurotiales; Aspergillaceae.
AUGUCCGCAUUGCGACCGUCGGUAUGGGCGAAGGUUAGUAGACCCCCUCGCCGUCCUCGAGUCGGCAGAGCCGGAUGUCUGAAACGCUCCUUCUACCACGCCCUCUCUUCGUUCCCCGCUCAUAUUUACUCGUAUAGUGAUGUCUUGCUGCGACAUGUCAAAUACAUGCACGACGAAGUGCCAGCAGCUUCCGCCAAUUCGAAGAGGACCAAAUCUCGAACCGAUUCAAGGACGACACCAGUAAACCAAACUUCGCUUUGGGACGUCCAUGCCCGAGCGGCGAACCCUGUAUCUCAAGAUAUUUCAUCGUCCAUGACCGAUGAUAUCGUGCCCAAUAAUGCACUUAUGUCCAACCCACACUUGAGUCAGGUUGAAUUCUCCUCCGCGUUUCAGUUUGACAAAUUCAUCUCGACGUCGAUGCUUCUCGCCCAUGACAACCCCGUGGCCGAGCAGAUUAUCCCCAGAGGUACGAACGGAGCGGGGCACUCUGAGCAUGAUUCCAUGAAUAAUGCGCCGUCGCCGUUAAGUGAUCGGCCUGCAGUUCCACAGAUUGAUCACCAUCAAUUGCAUCCUAUGGCGAAUCAAUCCUCUGAAGGACACCAUCGCCCAACAGCGCAGGAAAGGCAUGUCGAUACCCCCGACUAUCAGCGAGUUUCCAUGAUUAAUCAUGAAUCUGACAAUGUUUCGCCUCGAUUUCAUCAAAUAAUUUCUGGCUCGGAGACCUCCAGUGAAGAGCGAACGAACAGUAUUCCAGCUGAACGCUUCUCCCUCGUGUCUCGACUCUGGCCAAAACGAUGGAGUUCGCAGGAUUGUGGAUUUACAUGUAACCUGUGGAAAAGUUUGAUCAUGCCUAGUAGGAAUACUGCAGCAAGCGACAAUCUUCACCCCGGGUCUUCAAUGGUGUCUAUGAAUGGCUCGCAAAAUACGGAUUGGGGGUUGGACGACAGCCAGCAACAGGAGCUAGUGCGAGAAUUUGCCCCAAAAUCCCCAGCGCAGCCGCAACGGAGCGACAGCCUGUCAUACGCCACUAGCCACACUACCAGCCGUAGCUAUGAUGGCUCGAGUAUGCCUUCUGAUUCCGGCUUUCCGUCCACUCGCUUGUUGAACUUAGGAUUAUCCACAGUAUUGCGGCAAACACACUGCUUGGUUUCAUUUCUGCACCAACCAACCUUUGUAGUGCGUGCAGCCCCGAAAUCCAUCAUUGCAAUAAAAAAGUGCUGUGCAGACCUAGCAGAGCCCAACUUUGGCCCGGACGAUUCUAAGCGUCUUGUCUCAAAUCUCAGCGCUGCCACUCUACUUCUAUAUGCAGUGUCACUUCAUCCAAGUAAGCCCCAUUCGAGCCUACCCCCAAUAGCCGAGUUACUAGGUCAGGCACAAGCAAAUAGUCCUUUGCAAAAUGAGCCUGUAAGUGACAUUGACGUGCAAUGGAAGCUUUGGGCUUGUGUCGAGAGUAUGAAAAGACUUGUUGCCACACUCAUUGUGACUGACUCCUGGUGGUCAUAUAAACUCGGCACGACCCCUCUUAUCUUUAUACACGCAAUGCGUUAUGACUUGCCUUGCUCCACAGAACUAUUCCGAAGCUCGUCUGCAAAGUCUUGGAAGCGCCUUAUUGAUACAACCGCUUGUAUCGACCAUCCGCCAGUAUUGAUCGAAUUGCAUAGGCCCUUGUUAGCGCUGCCAUUGGCGCAACAGAUGUCUCCGAUAGGAAUGAUGGGUCUUUUAUCCAUUUUUUGGAUUCGCAUAUUGGAGAUCCGCCGGCGUAUCAUACCACAAGGCCCUAUGGAGAUAGAACAAGGCAAGCGACUGAUCGUACCUGGAGCCAUCUACGCGAAAGACGAAUCAAGUAAAAUGAUAGGCCACGGUCUGCAAAAAGUCUAUAUAAAUUACGCUCAAUUUCUGCAAUACGAAAACCCGAACUGCGUUACCCUAUGGCACUUCCUCAACCUCCAGCUACUUGUGAACGUUGAAACUCUCGAGAGUGCUACCGGGCGCUAUGGUCUCGAGCAUGCUCAUUCUGCCCUGCAAAUCAUAGCUUUGUGGAGCAAAACUCAUUAUGCGCGGCGGGCCUGUCUCCACGCAGCGGGGAUAUUUAAAGCUAUGAACCGACGGCGCAUCACUGACAGUGUUAUGUUUCAUACCGAACAUACCGAAGUGUCAGUGUUUCUCGCAGCCCUUGUCCUAGGCCUAUAUAUCUUCACGGUUCACUCCAACAACGACGAUAAACACGAUGCUGAGAGGAGAAAGUCAGUGGAGGUCGAUGCGGAGCCUUGUGAAAUGUUAGACGAUGUUGACUGGCCAGGUCUAGGGCUCAUGGGUCUCGUGCCAUUAUCGGAGACGGCGAUAGGAGACCGAAGGUCGGACAGCCCGGCCAGCCGAUUCAUAGAAAGCGAGUCGCCUCUUAGCUUCAUGGGGAAUUCUAUUGACGGUGGAUAUGACGGGGCUCAUAUGAUCUUCUUGGAGUAUGCCAAUCUCCUAGAGGACCUCAAUAAGGGAACAAUCGAAGGACUCAGUCAAGUACUCCGGAUAAUGAGUAACUCGUUAGUCGAUAUGGAUUGUACCAAUUGA